This is a messenger RNA of Symbiodinium sp. CCMP2456, 561 nucleotides long. NCBI's taxonomy places the organism in Eukaryota, Dinophyceae, Suessiales, Symbiodiniaceae. The record is from the annotation of a GenBank genome assembly.
AUGUCCCGCCUCGCCGUGCUGACCGCCGCCCUCGCCAUUGUCAUCGCCCCCCAGGUCGCCCUGGCCGGAGGCUGGGAGCAACCCGCUCCGACCUACACCCAGCCAAUCUCCUAUCCCAGCUACAAGCCGGCGCCCACCGUGAUCGGCAAUCCCGGUUACCUGCCGAUCGCCGGGCCGCGGGCCUACUACUUCGGCAUGAGCCUCCAAAUCGCCAACACGGCUUAUGGCCGAGGCUUGCAAGUAGCCAGCGUCACACCGGGCAGCCCGGCGGCUCAGGCGGGCUUGGAAACCGGCGAUGUGCUGCUGCGGGCCGGCGGCGUCGAUUUGCAGAACGCUUACAGCAACGAGCACGGCGUCCAGCUCUUGCAAUCGGCCGUUGGCUUCGGCGGCGCCUCGCCGACGACGGCGCAGACAUUCGUCGCCCCACCGGCGCAGCUGGUGCAACUGACGGUGGUGAACGUCCGUAGCGGGCGGGUUGUCGCCGUCAGCGUUCGGCCGAUCUCGUCGGGGUCUCCCGCCCCGACCGUCGCGGCCCCGGUCGCCAGCAGCGUGACGGCCCCG